Molecule: messenger RNA, 153 nt
Organism: Ochotona curzoniae (black-lipped pika)
Lineage: Eukaryota; Metazoa; Chordata; Mammalia; Lagomorpha; Ochotonidae
Gene: SMIM38
Product: small integral membrane protein 38
Source: RefSeq, a predicted model, not a curated record
AUGGCCUCGUGGCCUGGCGAGACGGGCCCUGAUGCCCUGGUGGUCCUAUUGGUCCUCAUUCUGCUGGCACGCUUCCUUCUCUGGUCCUGCCUCGGUGCCUACCUGGACUAUAGGAUGCGCCCCAGGCCGCCCCACAAGCCCAAGCGGGACUAA